Coturnix japonica (Japanese quail) is the source of this 414-nucleotide messenger RNA. Lineage: Eukaryota; Metazoa; Chordata; Aves; Galliformes; Phasianidae. The record is from RefSeq and is a predicted model, not a curated record.
GUCUCUAUGGGGCGGUUUCACCCUAUAUCCCCCCAUAAGCUGGAGCAGCUGGAGCUGGAGGCAGCGCGGAGACAGAGGGAGAUGGAGCAGAGACACGCCAUGUUAAUGCAGCAGGACUUGACUCAGGACGUGGUGGGCGUGGCCAACAAGGGGGCGGGGCAUCCCGAAGCUCCGCCCAUGGAGGGGUAUCUAUAUAAGAGAGCCAGCAACGCAUUUAGGACAUGGAGCAGGCGCUGGUUCUCCAUCCAGAGCAACCAACUGGUGUAUCAUAAACGGGCACAGGAGCUGUGUCCUUCAGGCCGAUUCUAUGGGGCAGCAGCGUCUAUGGGUCAGAGCUGUACAGAGCAGCAUCGCAUCCGCCUACAGCCAGGACCCCGACCCUAUAAGGGUGAGACCCCCCCCAUAACCCCAUAA